This is a messenger RNA of Ornithodoros turicata, 3674 nucleotides long. RefSeq lists its product as uncharacterized. The record is from RefSeq and is a predicted model, not a curated record. Bases 229 to 3630 code for a protein of 1133 amino acids. The transcript is spliced from 29 exons. NCBI's taxonomy places the organism in Eukaryota, Metazoa, Arthropoda, Arachnida, Ixodida, Argasidae.
ACGUUGGACUACAAGAAGAAUUGUGUUCCAGACCAAUUAAAAGCUAAAGGAUGUGAUGAACAACUUCUUCAGAAUUAUGUUGCAAAGAUACAGCGUGAAAUAACAAACCAAUGUGCAGCAUCGAACUCGAUCUGUACCGUUUGCCCUCAAGGAUUACUAGACAGUGCAAAGAGUACCUGCUACAACAAUUACAAAAAUGAUCAAACUGCAUCCCAACUGCAUUGUUGUAUGAUCGAAUACAGCAGGACUUGUGUUCCGGAAAUACUCGCAAGACAAGGAUGCGAUGUGACGGUUCUUCUUGAGCGGUUCUUCAAGGACAUCAACGCUGAUUGUGGAACAUCGAAGCCAGUCUGCUUGGAGUGCAAUCAGAAAGCAAUAUCCGAUGCGGAAGAUGUGUGCUUGAGGAAAUACGUACAGGAACACGGCAUCAUUUCUAGAGGCCUGUUGUCCAGCAAUGAAAAACGACUGUGCUGCAUGUUGGACUACAAGAAGAGUUGUGUUCCAGACCAAUUAAAACCAAAAGGCUGUGGUGAACAACUUCUUCAAAAUUAUGUUGUCAAGGUACAGAGUGAAAUGAGAUACCAAUGUGCAUCAUCGAGCUCGAUGUGUACCGUUUGCCCACAAGGAUUAUUAGACAGUGCAAAGAGUACCUGCUACAACAAUUAUCAAAACAAUCAAACUGCAUCCAAACUCCAUUGUUGUGUGAUCGAAUACAGCAGGACUUGUGUUCCGGAAAUACUCGCAAGACCAGGAUGCGAUGAAACGUUUCUUCUUGACCAGUUCUUUAAGGACAUCAACGCCGACUGUGGAACAUCGAAGCCAGUCUGCUUGGCGUGCAAUCAAAAAGCAAUAUCAGAUGCGGAAGAUGUGUGCUUGAGGAAAUACGAACAGGAACACGGAAUCAUUUCUAGAGGCCUGAUGUCCGGCAACGACAAACGACUGUGCUGCAUGUUGGACUACAAGAAGAAUUGUGUUCCAGGCCAAUUAAAACCAAAAGGUUGUGGUGAACAACUUCUUCAAAAUUAUGUUGCAAAGAUGCAGAGUGAAAUGAGAUACAAAUGUGCAGCAUCGAACUCGAUGUGUACCGUUUGCCCACAAGGAUUAUUAGACAGUGCAAAGAGUACCUGCUACAACAAUUAUCAAAACGAUCAAACUGCAUCCAAACUCCAUUGUUGUGUGAUCGAAUACAGCAGGACUUGUGUUCCGGAAAUACUCGAAAGACAAAGAUGUGACGAGACGUUUCUUCUUGAGCAUUUCUUUAAGGACAUCAACGCCGACUGUGGAACAUCGAAGCCAGUCUGCUUGGAGUGCAAUCAAAAAGCAAUAUCAGAUGCGGAACAUGUGUGCUUGAUGAAAUACGAACAGGAACACGGCAUCAUUUCUAGAGGCCUGAUGUCCGGCAACGACAAACGACUGUGCUGCAUGUUGGACUACAAGAAGAAUUGUGUUCCAGACCAAUUAAAACCAAAAGGCUGUGGUGAACAACUUCUUCAAAAUUAUGUUGCGAAGAUGCAGAGCGAAAUGAGAUACCAAUGUGCAGCAUCGAACUCGAUGUGUACCGUUUGCCCACAAGGAUUAUUAGACAGUGCAAAGAGUACCUGCUACAACAAUUAUGAAAACGACCAAACUGCGUCUAAACUCCAUUGUUGUGUGAUCGAAUACAGCAGGACUUGUGUUCCGGCAAUACUCGCAAGACCAGGAUGCGAUGAAACGUUUCUGCUUGACCAGUUCUUUAAGGACAUCAACGCCGACUGUGGAACAUUGAAGCCAGUCUGCUUGGAGUGCAAUCAAAAAGCAAUAUCAGAUGCGGAAGAUGUGUGCUUGAGGAAAUACGAACAGGAACACGGCAUCAUUUCUAGAGGCCUGAUGUCCGGCAACGACAAACGACUGUGCUGCAUGUUGGACUACAAGAAGAAUUGUGUUCCAGACCAAUUAAAACCAAAAGGUUGUGGUGAACAACUUCUUCAAAAUUAUGUUGCAAAGAUGCAGAGUGAAAUGAGAUACCAAUGUGCAGCAUCGAACUCGAUGUGUACCGUUUGCCCACAAGGAUUAUUAGACAGUGCAAAGAGUACCUGCUACAACAAUUACCAAAAUGAUCAAACUGCAUCCAAACUCCAUUGUUGUGUGAUCGAAUACAGCAGGACUUGUGUUCCGGAAAUACUCGAAAGACAAAGAUGCGACGAGACGUUUCUUCUUGAGCAUUUCUUUAAGGACAUCAACGCCGACUGUGGAACAUCGAAGCCAGUCUGCUUGGAGUGCAAUCAAAAAGCAAUAUCAAAUGCGGAAGAUGUGUGCUUGAGGAAAUACGAACAGGAACACGGCAUCAUUUCUAGAGGCCUGAUGUCCGGCAACGACAAACGACUGUGCUGCAUGUUGGACUACAAGAAGAAUUGUGUUCCAGACCAAUUAAAACCAAAAGGCUGUGGUGAACAACUUCUUCAAAAUUAUGUUGCAAAGAUGCAGAGUGAAAUGAGAUACCAAUGUGCAGCAUCGAACUCGAUGUGUGCCAUCUGUCCUACAGGGUUACUAGACAGUGCGAAGAAUACGUGCAACAACAAUUAUCAGAAGUUGCAAGACGCAUCCAAACUGAAUUGUUGUGUUAUGGAAUACAGCAAGACUUGUGUUCCGGAAAUACUCGAAAGACAAAUAUGCGAUGAGACGUUUCUUCUUGAGCGGUUCUUCAAGGACAUCAACGCUGACUGUGGAACAUCGAAGCCAGUCUGCGACGUUGCAUCAAAGUGCCCGAACAAAACGUUAUCACUUGCACAGACUGUCUGCGAAGAAAGCUUUAUGAGGGAACACGGCCUCGUCCUUCCCCCCGAAUAUGUGAACAAAGAGGCGAACAAAUGGUACUGCUGUAUGAUGCAGUACAGCCAGAAUUGUCUUCAGGACACGCUGAAACAACAAGGAUGCGAUUCCGAAGACUUUUUGCAGGGGUUCACUCGGAAAGUUGAGACUCAAUGUGGAACGUCCAAGUCGUUCUGCUCUGCUCAGUGUAAUAACAACACGUUAUCCCAUGCCCAGUUUGCGUGCAGCGAGAGAUAUAUGCAGAUCCAUGUGCUGAAUCCUGAAAAACCGGGACAAUUGAGCCCGGAUGCUCAGAAACGUUACUGCUGUAUGAUGGAAUACAGCAAGACUUGUCUACCGGAACUACUCGAACAACAAGGAUGUGACGACACAGGUUUUGUUCAGCUCUUCAUCCAACGAAUAAAUAGAAAAUGUGGAACAUUUAAAUUGGACUGCGUCCCUGUACCGAAGUGCGACCCAAAAGCAGUAUCCAAUGCCGAGAAUGAUUGCGCCACAAAAUACAAGCAAUUGUACGGCCUUACUACGCGAAAACCUGAUGAGAAGCAAAAGCCGGCAGGUCUGAGCCCCGAGAUUGACAAGCAGCGGUGCUGUUCCAUGGAAUACAGCAAGAAUUGCGUUACGGAAGUACUAAAGGACAAACGAUGCGGUGAUGAAUUCAGCGCAUCUUUUCUUGAGCAGAAAAAGAAGAUAAUGGCAAAUCUGUGUGGUACGUCGAAAUUGGACUGUCAAUUCGACAAAAGCAAGAGUGCUGGGUGCAUGAAGUAUCCAGCAUGGACUCUGGCAGCAGCCGUCAUUGUGGCUUCAGUGAUGAAGGUAGUGUGACGUCAGUUGUAGUGAGAAAAGGGAUCUACUGGUUUCCAUUUCGC